Messenger RNA from Brassica oleracea var. oleracea, 2154 nucleotides. RefSeq lists its product as uncharacterized. Bases 1 to 1512 code for a protein of 503 amino acids. NCBI's taxonomy places the organism in Eukaryota, Viridiplantae, Streptophyta, Magnoliopsida, Brassicales, Brassicaceae. The record is from RefSeq and is a predicted model, not a curated record. Gene Ontology annotation, biological process: nucleosome assembly. Gene Ontology annotation, molecular function: double-stranded telomeric DNA binding. The transcript has 15 exons. Gene Ontology annotation, cellular component: nucleosome.
AUGGAUCGUGCAGCAAAUAGUUCUUCCGAUGACGACGAUAGUUCCUCUGAGAACAGGCAUGUAGAUGACCCGGUUCGUGAGGCUGCUGCUUCAGAUCACCCUAGUAGUUCAUCCUCUGGGGAAGCGCGUGAUGAUGACACGGUUAUUAUUACUAUAAGAACACUCAAUGAUGGAAACGGUGCUGACAUUGAUGAGAUUUACGAAUAUAUCCAGGAUAAUUACCCUGUAGCGCAAUGUGACAGACACCUGUUGGAAGUCGAGCUGAACGAACGUGUUCAUCACAACGAACUAGAGAUGGUAGAUGGUAUCCGCUACAAAAUCGUCCAUGUUACUUCAGAAAACACACAUGAGACAACAGAGACCGAGUCAGAAGAACCUGUUGCAGUGCCUGCAGAUCCUCCAAAUACUUCUUCAGAUCUCCCUAGUAGUUCCUCCUCUGGAUUCUUUCUCUCUCUUUUCAGGGAAAGGGAAAGGAAAAGGUUUGAUGGCAAGGUUCUUAAGGCUAUAAGAACACUCAAUGAUGGAAACGGUGCUGACAUUGAUGAGAUUUGCGAUUAUCUCCUGGGGAGUUAUAAUCUAGGGCCAGAACUUAGGAAGCUGGUGGAAGAGUACCUGGGCUUGGGUGUUUCUGACAACCAACUAGAGAUGGUAGAGAACCGCUACAAAAUCGUCCAUGUUACUUCAGAAAAUACACGUGAGACAAGAGAGACCGAGUCAAAAUCAGUUUCAGACUCUGAUGAUCAGAAAGUUCCUGCUACUAGUUCCUCAGAUUACGCUUUACCCUAUGGGGAUAUGCCUGAGGCCAUGGUUACUGAGGCUAUAUCAACAAUGGAUUAUGGAAUCGGUGUUAAUAUUGACGAGAUUUACGAAUAUAUCGAGAAUAGGUACAAAAUACCGACAGAUUACAUGAAGAUAUUGGAAGACGAGCUGAACAAACGUGUUUCUGAAAACGAACUAGAGAAGGGAGAAUACGGCUACAAGAUCCUGGAUGUUACUUCAGAUAAUAUGGAUGAGGCCCAGUCACAAGCUGUUGCAGUGGCUGAUCAGAAUGAUCCUGCAAAGAGUUCUUCUUCUUCAGAUGCCACUACUUCCUCUGGGAAUACGCCUUAUUAUGACCCUGUUAUUGACGCUAUAUCAACAAUCAAUGAUGGAAAUGGUGUUGAUAUUGAAGGAAUUUACCAGUUUAUCCAGGUUAAUAGGAAGGAAAGGUUUAAAAGGAAUGUUGUACGGCCAAAUCAUAGGCAGCUGUUGGAAGAAGGGCUGCAAAAACGUGUUUCUCAAUGCAUACUAGAGAAGGUAGAAACCCACUACAAGAUCCUCGAUAUUACUCCUGAAAAACUAGAUGAGAUAAAUGAGGCCGCAGCAAAAGCAGUUGCAGUGUCUGAUCGGAAAGAUGUAGAAGCGAAAGAGGCAUACGAAGCUGCAGAUAGGGCCAAAAAGGUGUUGGAAGAAAACGAACUAGUCUUGCAGGCGGCCAAAGAAGCUCUUGACCGAUGUACCAAAGGCGACUAGCUAGGUUUCCCUGCCUGCCCUAAAAGCUCUACCUUCUGGUCUGGUUCAAUGUAGACGUAUUGGAGGACUGGUUCUUUGAUAGUUUGGGUUUUGAGUUGCAUAUAUGUGAUUUAAUUGACUAAAACUUUGUCACUUUCUGUUUAGCUUUUGAGGUUAAACGUUUCUGGUUGUAUAUAACUAAAGUUUCAGAGAAUGUGGCGGUGGGGUGGGUAGCUUUAUAUGAACGAAUCACUUUCAAGGAAAUCAGUUCAGCUUGUGGUAUACUCAUGAUGCAACGCUUUUACAAACGCAAGUUCUCCGUACCGUUAACAUUUGACUCAAAGCAUGAAAUAUCCUUAGCUCUUCACCAAUGCUGCUGCAUUACCUUCUCUUCAGAGGUUUUCGAUAUUUCGAUUAGCACCAGGUUUUGUAGAAUGUGAAGCCUUUCAGAGUCAGAUUACAACAGCUUUUAUUGCAGCAGAUGCAGUCAAAGAAGCGAGGAGAAGAAGUUGAGAAAGCUUACACUUAGAUUCCCAGCUAAAAGCUCUCGUAUACAACGAGAAUAAGAAACAGUAGCAGCAGACAUCGGAGCUCCGCACAAUCGGCGACGCAGUCACUGGGUCAAAUGUAAUAUACGAUAAAAGAUUUGAUCUUUCCACUUGU